AUGCCUAAGCGUAAAAGGGACGAGGCGGAAGAGGACAAAUGGCGCAGGAGAAUAAAAAAAUACCAAGCAAAGUUAAAAGAAAAACAGAACGUUCACCGUGUUGUUUACUCGGACGAUGAACAUGAUAUAAUUGAAGAUCAUGAGGAAUACGAACGAAACACGUGUUUUGAGCCUGCAGGUUCCGCUGCGCAAUAUGACGAGUACAUGUACGACGAUGCAAUUGAAGAUAAAUCGGAAACGGAAUCAGCUAUAUUAGCUGCCCCUGCUAGUCACGUGGUCCAAUGUGCCGCAGAAGUUCAUGCCGAAGCAGAAAUUCCGGCGCCUAGUAAUGCAGACGUGCAAAAGGAUUCAGUUCCUGCCGAAUUAAAUACCAAUGACGAGAUCACCGUUGUCACCGAGGAUUUUGAUCCUGAUUUAUUACGAGCCUUAGGCGAGUUUGAGGCAGACACUGUUGAGUGGGGCGACAACAUUCACGAAGAUAUUGCUAAACAUUUUCAGCACAUCCUUUUGAAUGGGCUAAAAAAAGAAGCAAAGGAAGAAUUAAAUAAAAAAUAUUUAUUUCCAAAUAACGUACCUUUAUCUAAAGCCCCAACUCUAAAUCCGGAAAUCGCUGCCAUGCUGACCGAGGCAUCUAGAAAUAGAGAUAAUCGAAUUCUCGCCAAACAGCAGCAGAUUGGAAAAGCCCUUUCAGGACUAGGCAAGGCUAUGACCUCUCUUUUGAAAAAGGAGCCUAAUAUAGCUGAAGCCAUACGUACGUUAAGCGACGUCGGAAAAUUAGUUGCCGACGCUCACUUCGCUGAAACUGAAACUCGUCGGUCUGUCGUAAUUCCGCUGGUUGACAAAUCGCUCAUUGACCCUUUUAAAGAUAGGAAAAGGGAUAGCUUUUUAUUUGGCGAAAAGCUUGGCGAUUUAGUUAAAAGCUCCCGCGGCAUCAAGAAAACUGGGCAGUUGAUUCAAGCAGCACCCACAGCAUCUGCUUCAAGUUCCGGUUUAAACUGGAGGCCCCCACCGUCACGCCCACGCCUACAGCGAGGCGGCCAGCUGCCGUAUCCCGGCCGCGGCGGGGGGCUCCGAGGAUACUCGUACUACCAGCCCAGGCGCCGAGCGCCCCCAGCCCACAACACAGCAUUCCGGCGGCAGACGCAGCAUCCGCCGCCAGGACCUCCGCCGCCGAGGCGACAAGCGGCGCAGUCAGCGCGCCCGUCAGCCAACCAGCCACAAACCUAG
Molecule: messenger RNA, 1227 nt
Organism: Cydia splendana
Lineage: Eukaryota; Metazoa; Arthropoda; Insecta; Lepidoptera; Tortricidae
Exons: 3
Coding region: 1-1227 (408 amino acids)
Source: RefSeq, a predicted model, not a curated record